GUCAUGGACGGGAGUCUGUUUGUGCUGCUUCUGCUGUCAGGGCUCUUGAAGACCACUUCUGGUCUUUCUCGUAAGUACUACUAUAUAAAUGCAAGAAUGUCGUGGCCAGAGGCUCAGAGUUACUGCAGAGCGAAGCACACUGACCUGGCUUUUGUAGACAGCAUGGCUGAUGCAAGCAGGCUGAUAAAUAUAGUGGAUGCUGGAUACAGUGGAUCAGUGUGGAUUGGACUGAAGAGGGUAACACAGAAACGCUGGGGUUGGUCUAAGGGAGAAGAUGCACUUGCACAGUACAAUGCCUGGAAAGCAGGAGAACCAAACAAUCAAAACGAAUGUGCCUUUCUUUCCUUUGGAGGUUGGCAAACUUACCAAUGCUCAUCUGUGAUUUACUUUGUGUGCUACAAAAGCAUUGGAUACAUCUUUGUACAGAUCUGGAUGAACUGGGUGGAAGCUCAGAGCUACUGCAGACAGCAUUACACAGAUCUGCCUACCAUCCGCAACUCUGAGGAACACAAUCAGCUCAAUAGUGUCGUUUCAUCGUCAGCAUGGGUUUGGAUUGGUCUGUUCCAGGACUCUUGGGAAUGGUCUGACAAAUGGAGCAACUUCUUCAGAUACUGGGCAGCAGGUCAACCAUCGCAGAGUUCAGGAUCUGGGGACUGUGUUGGCAUGUCAACCACCAGUUCUGGGACAUGGAUUCAUGAAAGCUGUGUUCUACAGCGUCCUUUUAUCUGCCAUGGAUGGCCCAAGUCUCCUUACCGCACCUACCAGUAUAUGAAUGAAAGCAUGACCUGGCAAGAUGCUCAGAGUUACUGCAGAGCGAGAUUCACUGAUCUGGCCACUGCUGACACCAUGAAGGAUGUGAACAGCCUGGUAAAUAUAGUGGAUCCUGGAUACAGUGGUUCAGUAUGGAUAGGUCUCCACACUGGGACAGAGCAUCGCUGGCUCUGGUCUAUGGGGGAAGGCACAAUCUCCAACUACAGUAUCUGGAAUCCAGGAGAACCAAGUGGUGAUGGGGAGUGUGUGAGGAGUUUUAAUGGAAGCUGGUAUGAUGAGAGCUGCAGCACCGUUUUCCCAUUUGUGUGUUUCAAUGACAGCACUGGUUUUAUUAUUAAUAAGACUGCUAUGACAUGGAGAGAUUCUCAGAGUUACUGCAGACAACACCACACUGAUUUGGCGAGUAUCAGCAGCCCAGAGCAGCAGAAUCUGAUCAGUAAUGAAACAUCGUUCUGGAUUGGUCUGUUUCUGGAUCCUUGGCAGUGGUCUGAUCAGAGGAAUCUCAGUUUUAGAUACUGGGAAGCAGAUCAACCAUCCCAGAGUUCAGGAUCUGGUGACUGUGUUGGCAUGUCAAGAAACAAUUCUGGAAAAUGGGCUCAAUAUAGCUGUGAUCUACAGCAGCCUUUUAUUUGCUAUGGAGCUGACAAGUUAAUUAGAAAACAAAUUUUACGGUUGAAAUUGUCCUGUAAUGCAAACUGCACAUUGAAUGAUCCUUCACUACAGACUGCCUUUCUAAAUGUAAUAAGUGAAAAGUUGAAGAGCAUGGGGCUGGAAAGUGACAAAAUGAGCUGGAUAAAGGGGGAAAGUGAAGAGGUGUUUCAUCUGGAGAGCAAACACACAUCCAAUUCAAAUAAUCAUUGUAAUAGGCAGUAA
Messenger RNA from Sinocyclocheilus grahami, 1644 nucleotides. Its product is annotated as macrophage mannose receptor 1. The transcript is spliced from 7 exons. NCBI's taxonomy places the organism in Eukaryota, Metazoa, Chordata, Actinopteri, Cypriniformes, Cyprinidae. Bases 4 to 1644 code for a protein of 546 amino acids. The record is from RefSeq and is a predicted model, not a curated record.